Messenger RNA from Hypoxylon fragiforme, 1568 nucleotides. RefSeq lists its product as uncharacterized. The coding region runs from base 1 to 1476 and encodes 491 amino acids. NCBI's taxonomy places the organism in Eukaryota, Fungi, Ascomycota, Sordariomycetes, Xylariales, Hypoxylaceae. The transcript has 2 exons. The record is from RefSeq and is a predicted model, not a curated record.
AUGCCUGCUGGACCAGUCGCUAUACAACUCAAUAAAUUACCCACGAUACCGUCCUCCUUAGAUCCCAACUUGAACUCUUCCAUAAGCCACAAGCCAUUGACUAGUGCCAGGGUUGCCGCUGUCCUUCCAACCCGUACUAGGUCACUGAAUAUCAAUGAUGAGCCCAUAUAUAAAAAUAAUGAGCACUCAGGCUUAUUCGAAGAAAGGAGAGGUAGGUCGGCGUCUCCUGUUCGUGCCAACGUCAAACGGAGGAGAUCUGUUGUCUCCGCCCCGGGUGAUCCAUUAGGAGGUCAAUUACAUAGAAAUAAUUCUAUUACAUCUUCUGACGAGAGAAACCCACAUCCUCGCAAUCAUACACCAGCAAGGGCUUCUACCCAACUAAAUGAAACUCCCAUGCGAAGAAGUCUCCCACGUAGCCGCUCUAUGAUGCGAUCGACGCGCUAUCUCCAUAAUACGGGAUCGCGAAAACGUCUGAGAGUUGGCGAGAGAAAUAUGACAGAUAAUCCUGUUAACGAAAGUAGGGCAAGUGUUGAUGAAUCAUCUCAAGGUACCAACAGUCCAGAGACACUGGCGUCAGGGGAGCUACCACUUUCUGGGGACGUGAAUCAAAUCGCAAACGAUGAGCAAGUUUCUUACGAGCAGAAAGGCAUAUUUCGGCUGAGAAAAGCUAGAAAAAAGGCUGGAUUUCGCUUUCCCAAAUCCCAGAGUCAACCAGAACCAAUUUGGCGCGCAGGAGAUGGAUUCUCUGACGACGAGGCCAAACCAGACUUCCAUUUCUUGAUGACUGGAACACACAAACAGAACAGACCUCGUUCUUUAUCUGGUAUAGGGCAGCUUCAGCUAGAAAUUGAAACUUCGUCCCAAGAAAAGCCGCAUGGAUCAGGGACCAGCUGCGCAAAGGCCAGAGGAGUAUCCCGAUACUACAUGAAUAAUCGUCGCAGCCCAAUCAAGGACGUCUGGCCAACUAAGGAUAACUUCGUAGAAGAGCUGGGAGCACGGAAACCGAAACAUACAGUGCCAAGGAAUGAGCAGACAAUUCCUUCAACUAUAAUACCUCAGCCUUCCCCAGAAGCCCAAACUAGAGAAGCGAUACGAUACAGCCCACCUCGAUGGCGUAAAAGAAAUCAUUCGGAUUUUGAGAAUUUUGGGCAGCCUCUCCGCAGCAGCGACAUUGCGGUUAUUAGGGACUCAAUGCCACAGAGCAUGCCAGAUUCAAUUAUUGUGCAAUCUAGGUUAGAGGAUCAUGAGGAAUAUGAAGUUGAAGAAUAUGAAACAGAGUUGUCCUACGAAUCCGCGUCCUCGGUGGACAAUGGACACGAAAACUACGACGUCGAGUUCGAAGAGAAUGAAUCGGCCAGCGCCCACCGGGGCCGAGAGUCAAGUGUCGGCGAUUCAGCUAUCUCGAUUCAAGAAGAUGAGGAACACGAGCCACAGAAAUUUAGACAGGACCCUUACGAUAUAUUAAUGUCCGCCUAACUCGGCAUUUUCCUAACGAUCUUUCAUCGCACUUAGCAUCUACCUCCGUGUUUAGAGAUUUAAAAAGGCCAAGGCUUUGAGAUCGAUGUAGC